This is a messenger RNA of Lotus japonicus, 2677 nucleotides long. Its product is annotated as polygalacturonate 4-alpha-galacturonosyltransferase-like. The coding region runs from base 226 to 2226 and encodes 666 amino acids. The record is from RefSeq and is a predicted model, not a curated record. Gene Ontology annotation, molecular function: polygalacturonate 4-alpha-galacturonosyltransferase activity. The transcript has 10 exons. Lineage: Eukaryota; Viridiplantae; Streptophyta; Magnoliopsida; Fabales; Fabaceae.
CACACACAGAUACAUCACAACAACACACACUGCAUCUCUCUCUCUCUCUCUCUCUCUCUCUCUCUCUCUCUCUAUCUUUCUCUGUGUGUUGGUGAAUUGGGAGUAGCAUUUCGCCAUAAACCCUCGCAAAUCUCGCAAUUUCGAUUCAGAUCCCACUUCGAUUCUCACUCUUUCACUCUCUAAAUGCCUCUUUCUCUCACUGGGUUUCUCCUCUGAUCCGCAACAAUGGCGCUCAACAACAACAGGAGCAGCAGUAAGGGAUCCCCUUUUCCCCUUCUGGGUUUCGUUCUCCUCUGCCUUCUCGCGCCCCUCAUUUUCUUCUUCACAACGCACCUUCACACUCUUCAGGAUCAAGAUGAUAUUUUAGCUGGUACAAGCAAACAGAUUGGCAAAUGGAGAGAUUGGCAGGCAUUACAGGAGAUUAAAUCUCUUUUUCCAAAAGAAGUUCUUGAUGUUAUUGUGUCCAGCACAAAUGAUAUGGGACCUUUGAGUCUUGAGAAUUUCAGAAAGAAUAUUUCUGCAUCAUGGAGAGUUGUUGGGUUAAAGACUUCAAAUUCGACAUAUCAGCUAAACCAACCAGCCACACAUCUUAGACAGGAAAAACAAAAGGGGAAGGAAGGAAGAUCUUCAGUUGGUCUUGCUGAAUGGACUGAUAGUCCUACACGGAUAGCGAGAAGACAAUUAAUAGAGAAAAGAAUGGAAAAGCGUGCUGCUGAGUUGGUAAAACAGGAUGAUGAAGUAGUUGUAAAACUUGAAGAUUCAGCUAUUCAACGCUCAAAAUCAGUUGAUUCAGCAAUUCUAGGUAAAUACAACAUAUGGAGGAAAGAAAAUGAGAACGAAAAUCCUGAUGCUACUGUUCGGUUGAUGCGAGAUCAAAUAAUUAUGGCUAGGGUAUACUUGGGUCUUGCAAAGAUGAAGAACAAGCUUCAACUGUACCAAGAACUGCAAUCUCAGAUUAAAGAGAGUCAACGUGCUUUAGGUGAUGCAACUUCUGAUGCUGACCUACAUCACAGUGAACAUGAAAAAAUCAAAGCUAUGGGCCAAGUUCUUUCUAAAGCAAAAGAGCAAUUGUAUGACUGCAAGUUGGUUACUGGGAAAUUGAGGGCAAUGCUACAAACGGCCGAUGAGCAAGUUAGGAGCUUGAAGAAGCAAAGCACAUUCCUCAGUCAAUUGGCUGCCAAGACCAUACCAAAUGGAAUUCACUGCUUAUCUAUGCGCCUCACAAUAGAUUACUACCUCCUUCCUCUUGAAAAGAGAAAGUUCCCUAGGAGUGAGAAUUUGGAGAAUCCUAGUCUUUAUCAUUAUGCCCUGUUCUCAGACAAUGUUUUGGCUGCGUCGGUUGUUGUCAACUCAACUGUUUUGAAUGCCAAGGAUCCUUCAAAGCAUGUGUUUCAUCUUGUUACCGAUAAACUAAAUUUUGGAGCCAUGAACAUGUGGUUCUUGUUGAAUCCUCCUGGAAAAGCUACAAUCCAUAUCGAAAAUGUUGAUGACUUCAAGUGGUUGAACUCAUCCUACUGCCCAGUCUUGAGGCAGCUUGAAUCUGCAACUAUGAAAGAGUAUUAUUUCAAGGCAGGCCAUCCAACCACUGGUGCUUCUAAUCUGAAGUACAGAAAUCCAAAAUAUCUAUCAAUGCUCAACCACCUGAGGUUCUAUCUUCCACAAGUUUAUCCAAAACUGGAUAAGAUUCUUUUUCUUGAUGAUGACAUUGUGGUUCAGAAGGAUUUGACUGGAUUAUGGGCUGUGAAUCUCAAUGGAAAAGUAAAUGGUGCAGUUGAAACAUGUGGUGAGAGCUUUCACCGAUUUGACAAGUAUCUCAACUUUUCGAAUCCGCACAUUGCAAAAAAUUUCGAUCCAAAUGCUUGUGGUUGGGCAUACGGGAUGAACAUGUUUGAUUUGAAGGUGUGGAAAAAGAAAGACAUCACUGGCAUAUAUCACAGGUGGCAGAAUUUGAAUGAAGACAGGGUGCUUUGGAAGCUAGGGACAUUACCUCCUGGACUAAUGACAUUCUAUGGAUUAACACAUCCACUAAAUAAAUCAUGGCAUGUACUGGGUUUGGGUUACAAUCCAAGUGUAGAUCGUUCAGAGAUUGAAAAUGCAGCAGUUGUACACUACAAUGGUAAUAUGAAGCCAUGGUUAGAGAUAGCCAUGACAAAGUAUCGUUCUUACUGGACCAAAUAUGUCAAGUAUAAUCAUCCCUAUCUCAGGAACUGUAAGUUAAAUGAAUGAUCUUGAACUUGAUUCCUGAUAACUAGGUUUACAAGUACAGAGAAAUCUCUCUCUCUCUCUCUCUCUCUCUCUCUGUCUCUCCCUGUCUCUCGAGAAUACCCUCAGUUUCCUCUCUAGCUUGGCAAAUUCAAGUGAUGUUCCUUGUUGGAAUGAUCAAUUGUCUAAGUGAUAGGGUCAAUGCUUGUAUUUUAGUCACCCACUUUGUUCUCUCUUCCCCACGUCAUUGAUUUUUGUUUCGAUUCAUUUAAUUUGUUUACACCACCCUCACUCAUUUAAAACAAGGUACACAUAAAUUAGUAUACCUUGUUUACUAUGAAGUUCCUUCAUUGUACAAUACUUGAAUGCUAAGACUGGACUAGAAAUUUAAUUACAAUUUUAUGUAUUCUUUCAAAAUUAGCUUAUUUUCCAUAAUUUAUUUGAUGUUUGCUUAUUGCAUUCAUAUUUUCUUCAA